ACUUGUUUUCUUUAUCCAGGAAUAUAAGUAUAUUUGAAAAGAAAACAUAUUUUUUAAGAAGGUGAUAUAUGGCAACUAUUGAAAAAGUAAUAAAGAAAAACUAAACAAGCUAGCCGGUUAACAAUUCGUUUAAUAAUCGUUAAAUAAAUAACAACAAAAAUAUUCAGUUUUUUAACUGCAAUAUAUAUGAAACAUGGAGAGUUUCUGUAGAGGAUGUCUAUCGAAAUAUGACCCGAUUGAGUUAAUACAAUAUAGUGAAAAAAAUAGAAGGUUAUUUGUGUACUCUACUGGUUUACAGGUCAAACGGAAUGACACUUUCAUAUUCCAAUUAUGUAAAGAAUGUUCUAUAAACAUGAAGACGGCGUGUAAUUUCAAAAAGAAUUGCCGCAACUCUGAUAAAAAGCUCAAAAGUUACAUAGAACUAAAGGAAUCUGGUGAAAACAUAGAAUUUUGCACAUUUCUUAAAAACACUGAUGAUACCAUAAAAUUCAGGCUUCCAAUGAAUAUUGGAAACAGUACGCCGGCUCAUCAAAAGAUCCGGGAUGAUGAUAAUGAAUCAACAUGUACAAGCAUACAAAACUUCAUGACGGAUAUCCUUCAAGCUGAAGAAAUUCCAGACAGUGAGGCACGCAUCAUCAGGGAAGUGAUAGAGGAGGAAGCAGAUAUUUUGGAAGACUCCUUAGACUCCCAUUGGCUGCAGGAUGAUGUCUCAGUUGAUAGUGAUUAUAGGUUGGAUUUUAGUUUCAGUCCUUUUUCUACACCUCGUUCAGCUAUUAAUGAGAACCAAUUCAGUCCAAUUAAAUUGACUAACCAACUAAAAGACAGUGAAAUAGAAAAACAUAAUCCAGAAUUGAUUAUUGAAAAUGUAGCACAAAAUAAUGUAGAAAAUAUUUUUACAAGUAAACCGGCCAUUAGUUUGAAUGAUAGCGACUUUAAAAAUGAGUUUAAUUUGAAUAUAGCACAAGAUAAAAAAUGCGUAAUAGAUGUUAAUUUAGAAAAUGCGCUGAGAAAUGACACAGCCCAGAAAGUGUCACUGGAAGAACUGAUUUCUACUCCUCCCAUGAUUCCAAAUAUAUCAGGACCUCCUACACCUGUGAUAAAAAAUAUUCUAUUUGGAAAUAAUAUAGAUCUUGAUAGUGAAAUAACACAAAAGGAAAAUUUAGAUUGUCAACAUCGUAAAGAAGAAUUAAGAGAUAUACAGCCAGAUAUUGAUGUGAUAGAUGAAUUUCUUAAUGUUAAUCAUGUAAAUUUAAAAGAAAAUACUGAAGAUAUUGAAUUUAGUAAUAGUUUAAUGGAUUUGGAUGAAGUUGAGAGUAUAGAUAUAUAUUUUAAUAAAACAUUAGAGAAAGAAUCAGAUGACAAUGAUAUGAAAAGGUCUAUGUCACCUAUAGAAAAUAAAUAUUGCAUAACAAACUUCUAUUGUAAAAUGUGCAAACGUCAGUUUAAAAAUUUAUUAGCAUUAAAAGUACACUGCACAAAAUAUCAUAAAUUUAAAAUAGAGAAACCAAAAACGAAACGGAUUAGGAAACAGUAUAUUUGUGACUUCUGUGGACAACUGUUUGCAUCAUCGAGGUGUAUUGUGAAGCACCUUGAAAGACAUCAGAAACCAAAAACGUAUGAAUGCAAGAAAUGUACCUUGACAUUUAAGACAGAGGCUGGGAUGAGAUUACAUGAAAGCAUUCACACGGGGAUCAGAAUAAAGAACAGAAAUAGUAAAAAAAAAUAUGUUUGUAGCGUUUGUGGAGCAGUAUGCAGCAGUUCUUCAAAUUACAAUAUCCACAAAAGACGGCACCUAAAUAAAUUUACAAUAUCAUGUGAAGAGUGUGGGAAAGGCUUCUAUAGAACUUCCGAUUUGGUAAUCCAUAUGAGAAAACAUACUGGGGAGCGACCUUAUGAAUGUAAAUAUUGCCCCCGCCGUUUUAUCCGGCAAGAUAUUCUUAGCAGACAUAUGAAAUGUCAUACAGGCGAGAAACCUUUCACUUGUCAAUUCUGUGAUACAAAGUUCUGCAAAGCAUAUGAUUUGAAGUCUCAUCAAAGUAAAUCCAAAUUAUGUAUCCAUCGUCAGAUGGAAGUAAUAAAGGAGAAAAACGAUGUAGAAAAUGAAAUACUUGUUACAAAUGCUUUUGUAUUUUAAAUACACUAUUUGUAAGCAAAAAGAAAAUGUGUAAAUAAAUAUAAAUACAUUAUUAAAAA
Molecule: messenger RNA, 2193 nt
Organism: Vanessa tameamea
Lineage: Eukaryota; Metazoa; Arthropoda; Insecta; Lepidoptera; Nymphalidae
Product: zinc finger protein 391-like
Exons: 10
Coding region: 194-2134 (646 amino acids)
Cellular component (GO): nucleus
Molecular function (GO): zinc ion binding
Source: RefSeq, a predicted model, not a curated record